This is a messenger RNA of Aegilops tauschii subsp. strangulata, 1039 nucleotides long. Its product is annotated as NEDD8-conjugating enzyme Ubc12. NCBI's taxonomy places the organism in Eukaryota, Viridiplantae, Streptophyta, Magnoliopsida, Poales, Poaceae. The record is from RefSeq and is a predicted model, not a curated record.
AAUAAAGUUUAGGUUUUCUAAAAGAUCCGAACAUAUUCGCGUUAUAAAGUAGAGUAUUCAGGCUGACGAGGCUGCGUAUUUUUUCCGCGUACUCCCGAAACACCCAAUCUUUUACCCCUCUCGUCGAAUCGGCAGCGGCGACAGGACAUCGGGCGGCGGCGGCGGCGGCGGCUGGACAGCCGCAGAACGAAGGAAGGGCCCCGUGUAGCGCUGUUCCUCGUCCCGAUCCGCACGGAUCCGCCCCCACAUAAGGGCCCCGUGCACAAGGAACAAAGAUGAUAAACCUUUUCAAGAUCAAGGGGCAGAAGAACGAAGAGGCGGCGAACUCGAAAGGGGGGCCUCCUGUCAAGAAGCAAAGUCCUGGGGAAUUACGUCUCCAUAAAGAUAUUGCUGAGCUUAACCUUCCAAAGACAACUAAAAUUUCUUUUCCAAAUGGAAAGGAUGAUCUCAUGAACUUUGAGGCCACUCUACGUCCUGAUGAAGGAUACUAUGUAGGUGGGACAUUUACUUUCACCUUCCAAGUAUCUCCUUCCUACCCUCACGAGGCUCCGAAGGUCAAGUGCAAGACUAAGGUUUACCAUCCUAAUAUUGACCUAGAAGGAAAUGUCUGCCUGAACAUUCUGCGUGAAGACUGGAAGCCUGUCUUGAACAUCAACACCAUAAUAUAUGGUUUAAACCUUCUUUUCUCACAACCCAAUGACGAGGACCCCUUGAAUCAUGAAGCUGCGGCCGUCCUCCGAGACAACCCACAGAAGUUCCAGAGAAAUGUUCAAACGGCGAUGUCGGGAGGCUAUGUUGAUAAUACCCAUUUCCCAAGGUGCAAGUAAGGUCUGCUAUGUGGAGCUCUGGUUCCGACUCUUGCCCAAUUACCCUGAAUGCCGUUGCACAGUCUGAAGGAUGUGGAAUGUACCCAGGAAAUGUAUCGCAUUUGUGUUAGACGUGACUGUUAUUAUGCUUGUUUGGUGGAUGUACCGGAGUCAUGCAUGUUGAAGAAACAUGCUAAGCAGAAAAAAAAACUCGCCUGUUAUUGAGCUGAAAA